AGUAACUUUUUACUAACUUGGGAAACUUAUGCCAGUGUUUGAGGCGAGAGGGAUUCUCUUUCCUCCUGAAGACGAUGGUGAUUCCGUUUUUACUUUGUGAGCCGAGGAGGUGCGGAGCCGGUACUGGGGGGUGACGCGAGACCAGGCCACCGUGUGGGACACCAUGGACGAGUGUUUCUACAAUCGCUCCGUCUGGUUUUUCUACAAUAGCACGGGUAAGGAGCUGAGUCCAAUCUGGCGAACCAAGGACAAGCUGGUGGUGUCCCUGGGCCUGCUGGUCUGUGUCAUCAUCAUCCUGGCCAACCUGCUGGUCAUCAUGGCCAUAGCCAUCAACCGCCGCUUCCACUUCCCCAUCUUCUACCUGUUGGCCAACCUUGCGGCUGCUGACCUCUUCUCUGGCGUGGCCUACAUGUUCCUCAUGUUCCACACAGGCCCACGCACCAUUCAGCUCAGCGUGCGCACGUGGUUCUUCCGACAGAGCCUGCUGGAUAUCAGCCUGACCGCUUCGGUCGCCAACCUCCUGGCCAUCGCAGUGGAGCGCCACCAGACCAUCUUCCAGUUCCAGCUACACAGCAAGAUGAGUAACCAACGCGUGACCAUUCUCAUUGGCUGCAUUUGGUGCACAGCCAUUCUCAUUGGCUUCAUCCCACACCUUGGCUGGAAUUGUAUCUGCCACCUGUCUACCUGCUCGCGGAUGGCUCCGCUCUACAGCCAAAGCUACCUAAUCUUCUGGGCAGUGUCCAACCUGGUCAUCUUUGGUGCCAUGAUGCUGAACUACCUUCACAUUUACUACUAUGUCAGGCAGAAAACCCAACGCAUGUCCCGCCACACAUCGUUCCAGCAACGUCAUAAAGACACCAUGAUGAACCUCAUGAAGACUGUCGUCAUGGUCCUGAGUGCGUUUGUGAUCUGUUGGACCCCAGGCUUGGUGGUGUUACUCCUGGACGGGGUGGAUUGCCGAAGCUGUGACAUCCUGAAGGUGGAGAAGUACUUCCUGUUGCUGGCCGAGCUGAACUCCCUGAUCAACCCCCUGAUCUAUUCGUACCGUGACGAGGAGAUGCUGCACACGUUCCGGAGGAUUCUCUGCUGGCCGUGUAACCGCGGCGGUACCUUCCAGGAUCCCAUCAAAUCGCACAUUCUCAUGCAGCAGAUGCUGACCUCCAGCCAACGAGCUUCCAGCUCUCGGGAACACUCCACCUUGUAAACACAGUGCCUGAACAAACCCACCCCCAACUCCCCCCAGACCGGCCUCCCUAGGUAUACACCCCCAGCCCCAGCCCAAAUACCCCUGAAUAUACCCCCACACCAUCUCCCAUGGCUUCUGUGUCUGGUUACACAGAAAGAUCCCAGGUGAGGUGAAACCUUUGCAAAGGUCGACUUUUUGCUCUGACGAUGCAAUCCCCACCCUGACCCCCACAGUGUGGUGAGGGGGUAAUUGGGUGGGUGGGGUGGGGGUGCAGGGAGGUGCCAAGUUGGUGUCCUCUCUCCCGGAGGCUCAGGGAGUUUCUGGUGUGGGCCCUUUGUCCAGAGCGACUGGCUGAUUGAGAAGGGGUCUGGAGGGGUGGGGUUUACACUGCAGGGUACGAGAGGCCCUUCCUGGCAUUUACUAGCCCCCACCCCGCUUUGCAUCAUAUCUGCUCCUGCUCCCUCUGGUCAAGUAGGAAAUACCCCAGCAAUCAGCUCCUGGGAGGGAUAGAGUUGGGGGGUGGGGGAGGUCCCUCGGAUAUUUCCCAUCGGAAUUCUGGGCUCAAGCGGCAGUACCAAUGUCUGUGAUACUCCUGCACCUUGAGGGUACGGAGCUUCAGGAGGAAAGCCUUGAUGGGAUUGUAUUCAAUUCCUUGUUUCUGGAGCCACGGGAUAAGGGGGAAUAUGGUGUACCUUCUUCCAGUCUUUUGUUGUUGUUUGUUUUUUUUUCUGUUUUAAAGAAGAAAUAUACCCGCUUGUAAGAGCAGCGUUCCGAUAAUGGGUGGCUGCAAGAUUUGACAUUUCGUUCCCGGUCUUUUCCGUGGAACCGCACGGGGAAACACCCAUGGAACAUUGGCUGGGUUUUUGAGACCGGGACUGAGUUUGCACACAGCAGAAAGACCGUGUCUUCGUUGAUUUUUUGUUUUGUAAAUGCAUUAACCACAUUUCAUAAUGUGUUGCCUACUCCCGCUCAGGGUGCUGUAAGACACUGGCGAGGGGUUCGGGGCUGAGCCGGGAGAGUGUUGGGGGGUGGGGGAAGGAGUUUGGGAUUUGUGACUGCCUACAUUUCGGGCUGCCUGGGCUGUGGUUGGCCUAGGGUCACCACUGGGAAGUGAUGGGGACCUCCUGUGGGCCACCCGAGGCUGACCGCGCACCCCCUCCACCUCCCAAAUUGUCCUGAGGGGAGGGAUGGGUCUCACUGGAAUAUUUUACUUUCAACAGUCUCCUUCAUGCCCCCAAGCUGGGGUUUGGGGAAUGGGAACCAUCUGUACCCUUGCUGUGAGCCUUCCAAUAGCUGGUAGGCCCCACGUGUUGUGUGCUGUUGGUUGGGAGCGUCUGGUUUCUGGAGUGUAUCAUGGUUAUAUUGGGGCCUCCCCUGGAUGAAUAGCUUCCUGAUACCUGGCCCCGUGUAAGCUCAGGAUGGGCCUGUCUGACUGGGAAUGUGGUAUACGCACGCACGCGCUCUCUCGUGCUGUCCCAUGUACUACAUAAGUGUCUUGUUUCUUAUUCAGUCUUCCUCACUCACUCCCACACUUGUGCUCUCUCAUGCAUUCGGCCUCAUGUACUGUUGCUCCUUCUGCACUCCCCCACUCUCUGUCUGCGUUCUUCUGUUUUUUUUCUUGUCCUCUCCCUCUCUCUCGCUGCACUGUGUGUGCAUGCACACACAUGUCUGUGUGCCCUGCCUGAUUUGCGAGGCUCCCAGCCAUUCUGAGGGUGAGGAACAGCCUCUUCCCCUCCUCGUGGUGGCUGACCCCUUGUUGGGGGGUGGGGUGGGUGCACCGCAGGGCCGGGGCCUGUAUCUCCUAGAAUCGGGAUGUUCUUUGUCUCGCUUUCACCCAGGACAGGCCUCAGGGUAUGGCCUGGUUCCUGCCAGAGGCUCGGGCUUGGGUCUCCCUUCUAUUUGGGGUUCCUAUCUCCUACUCGCUCUCUGUCUGUCUCCCACUGCCUCACUUUUUUUCUCUCUCUCUCUUUAACUCCCACACCCCUUCCUUUUGGUGUGCGCGUGUGAGUGUGUCUCUGUCUGUGUCCCUCCCCCUCUCCCCCCCACCCCCCGUCACUUGCUCUCUCCUGCUGUCGCUCUCUCUCUCUCUCUCUCUCUCUCGCGCUCUCUCCCCCUCUUCCCCCCCGCACCCUGUUCCCCACAGUGUGUACCCAGAGCUGACAGUGCCUGCUCAGUGAACAGUGUUGUAUUCUCAGACCUUCUGUACUGAGUUGUAUAGUUUCUUCUGUAAAGUUGGACUUUUAAUUAUUGACUGUCUUUUUAUGAAAGAAUUAAAAAUGACAAAAAUUUCUAUUAAACACA
Molecule: messenger RNA, 3487 nt
Organism: Rhincodon typus (whale shark)
Lineage: Eukaryota; Metazoa; Chordata; Chondrichthyes; Orectolobiformes; Rhincodontidae
Product: lysophosphatidic acid receptor 1-like
Exons: 3
Coding region: 164-1204 (346 amino acids)
Biological process (GO): G protein-coupled receptor signaling pathway
Cellular component (GO): membrane
Molecular function (GO): lysophosphatidic acid receptor activity
Source: RefSeq, a predicted model, not a curated record